Fusarium venenatum is the source of this 1098-nucleotide messenger RNA. RefSeq lists its product as uncharacterized. Lineage: Eukaryota; Fungi; Ascomycota; Sordariomycetes; Hypocreales; Nectriaceae. The record is from RefSeq and is a predicted model, not a curated record.
AUGGGUUUCCGUACGUCUCUGCGCUCGCUCUUCAGCGAAUGUUUCUCUCUCACGAUGAAAGAUUCUGACUAUGAGAAACAGAAAUUGAGUUCCAGAGAAGGAAGAAAGUAUCCUCCACAAACACGAUGUCAUUACAAGGCACCAAAUGCACGAAAUGAUUGCGGCCUUGGAACGCGAGGGCAGCAGCAAGGAAAUUAUUCUUAUUACAAGAGUCAGCGCCAGGGUUGGAGUCAGAAUCAGAGUCAGGAGGUUUAUCAGGUGUCAGGCGGCCCAACACAAGCUCGAGGUGUUAAUAGGCCUGACCUUGGAAAGCCUCUGCCUGUGGUUCCACGUCAACAUCCCCCACAACACCAGUCUCCAUACCGGACGCCAAUACCCCUGCAUCGGGACGGGAGGCAAGUCCAGCAACUUGCAUCUGCACCAGAUGAAAUACUCUGCCCGCUUGCGCAUGAUAGAACAGGGAGCAACGAAGCCAUCAUCUUUUUGGAAGACCGCUCAAUGAACUACGAGGCCGUAUGUGAAGUAAUCGACAUGAUAGCGCUUCGCUUCAGCCACAUCCCCUACGCCGUAAGCGGCAUGGCAGCCAUGGUCUACUACGGCUACGACGCGAGGCCGUAUAAAGUGAGCAUGCUAUGCCCAGAGCACACACGCGAGAAUCAGAAAUGCUGGGCAAAGGCGCUGGGCAUGCUCCCAAUCCCCAAAAGACACGACAUCUGGGGAGUUGCGACACGCGACGGCAUGAUACGUCAGAUCCGCGUCAGAUUCCCUUACGAUUUCGCCGACAUGCACGUCUUAAAAGUAGGCCGCUCCGCCGUCUCGAUGCUCUCACUAGCGGGUCUGGCUGAUGAGCUGGCUAGAACGUACGUGAACGAGCUCAAGCACUCAGACCAGGACCGCCAGGAGAAUCUUGCAAGGGAGAUGGUGUGGAUUCUCAACAGGAUCAUCCAGUGCAGGAUGCCCGAGCACAGGCUCAAGCCCGAGAGAAUCCCUCAUCUCAUCCAAGACCGCUUCUGGGUACCCUUUUCGCUGGCCUAUCCUGAAGCGGUACCUUUAUUUGCGAAAGCUGGAUGGAGAAUCCCCGAUGACGACUGGUCUUGA